Messenger RNA from Ramularia collo-cygni, 282 nucleotides. Its product is annotated as probable mitochondrial ribosome small subunit component S19. Gene Ontology annotation, molecular function: structural constituent of ribosome; RNA binding. Gene Ontology annotation, biological process: ribosomal small subunit assembly; translation. The coding region runs from base 1 to 282 and encodes 93 amino acids. NCBI's taxonomy places the organism in Eukaryota, Fungi, Ascomycota, Dothideomycetes, Mycosphaerellales, Mycosphaerellaceae. Gene Ontology annotation, cellular component: cytosolic small ribosomal subunit; ribosome. The record is from RefSeq and is a predicted model, not a curated record. The transcript has 4 exons.
AUGAGAGUUUCAAACGCGCUGUUCGCACGUUCGGUGUGGAAAGGCCCACACAUCGUCCCGCUCCCGAUAGUACGACCCAAGGCUGGCGAGAGAACACCUCCGAUCAAGACGCAGGCGCGGAGUGCCACCAUCCUWCCAAAUUUCGUCGGGCUUGUCUUUCAAAUAUACAAUGGCAAGGUGUAUAACAGCCUGCAGAUAACAGAGGAUAUGGUCGGACACAAGUUGGGAGAGUUUUCAGCGACACGGAAGCGGUUCACGUACAAGCAGACGAAGAACAAAUGA